Molecule: messenger RNA, 2769 nt
Organism: Ailuropoda melanoleuca (giant panda)
Lineage: Eukaryota; Metazoa; Chordata; Mammalia; Carnivora; Ursidae
Gene: B3GNT3
Product: UDP-GlcNAc:betaGal beta-1,3-N-acetylglucosaminyltransferase 3
Exons: 4
Coding region: 662-1789 (375 amino acids)
Biological process (GO): protein O-linked glycosylation; poly-N-acetyllactosamine biosynthetic process
Cellular component (GO): Golgi membrane
Molecular function (GO): N-acetyllactosaminide beta-1,3-N-acetylglucosaminyltransferase activity
Source: RefSeq, a predicted model, not a curated record
CUCCAACCCCCAAAACCUUCACAUCUGACUUCCAACUUCCAGAACCUUUCCCAUCCUGAGGGCUGUGGGCUCAGGACAGGUUUUCGGGUUCUGGAAUCUUCGAACCCCUUGCAGAGAUCUGAAGAGCCCCUAGAUUCAACCUGCCUCCCUGUCCCCCUUUCAAUCGUUUCUUCAUCAAACACGCUUCAGAUCAACCCUGCAAAGGGCUCUGCGCCAGGGGCUGGGAAGAGGUGGGGUGGAGAGCCCAAGAGGCGCCGGCGAGGUUAAGGGGCGGGGUCGAGAAGGGAAGAAGGGAGGGGUGGGCGUGGUGAACUUCGACUGGGCCACUGAGAAGCUCGGCGGGGCGGGGAGAGGGGGUGCCUGGCGGGAGGUGAGGCGGGGAGGAGGCAGGAAGGAGACAGACCUGGGGGGGGGGGGCGGGGGCUCACACUCAGGUGAAACCCUUUGCCCCUGCCCGCCGCCCAGAGGAGCUAAGAGGUCGGAGGCUGGGCGGUCGUCUGGGGUGCCAGCAGGGAGAACAGAGAGACCCCAGGACAGCAAGGACAUCCCACGGCCACCCGAGCCAGGUGUUGGGGUCCACAGGCAGCUCAGGGAAAGUGCUCGCCCCAUCCCGUCUCUCCAGCCCACGUCACUCUUGGCAGAAACCCCGAGGCCGACCAGGAUGCGGUGUCGCCAGCCCCUGCGGACAGAGGUGGGCCUGGCCGUAGCCCUGAGCAUCUUCUCCCUCCUUCUCCUCCUCCUCUUCAGUCUGCACGUGUCACCACCCACCUUCCAGAGCCAGGAGGAGCCCCAGGGACCCCCCCUGGCUCUGACCUGGCCGGCUCAGCCCUCCCGCCCACUGCCCACCCCCUGCUGGGCCAAUACCUCGGUGGCCGCCCUGCCGAGCUUCUCAGAGCAGCCACAGCAGGUGCGCGACUUCCUGCUGUAUAAACACUGCCGCGACUUCCUGCUGCUCCAAGACGCGCCGCCGAGCAAGUGCGCGCAGCCAGUCUUCCUGCUGCUCGUGAUCAAGUCCUCACCCAGAAAUUACGAGCGCCGGGAGCUGGUGCGGCGCACGUGGGGCCGCGAGCGCCGGGUGAAGGGCGCCCAGCUGCGCCUCCUCUUCCUGGUGGGCACGGCCCCUGACCCCCUGGAGGCCCGCAAGGUCAACCAGCUGCUGGCGAUGGAGGCGCGGGUGCACGGUGACAUCCUGCAGUGGGAUUUCCACGACUCUUUCUUCAACCUCACGCUCAAACAGGUACUCUUCCUACAGUGGCAGGAAACUCGGUGCACCAAUGCCAGCUUCGUGCUCAAUGGGGACGAUGACGUCUUCGCACACACGGACAACAUGGUCUCCUACCUGCAGGACCACGAUCCUGACCACCACCUGUUUGUGGGGCAGCUGAUCCGCAAUGUGGGCCCCAUCCGGGUUCCCUGGAGCAAGUACUACGUGCCAAAGGUAGUGACACAGGAAGAGCACUACCCACCCUACUGCGGGGGUGGUGGCUUCCUACUGUCCCGCUUCACGGCCACCGCCCUGCGCCGGGCCGCCGCCACACUGGACCUCUUCCCCAUCGACGAUGUCUUCCUGGGCAUGUGCCUGCAGCAGGAAGGCCUGGAGCCCGCCUCCCACAGUGGUAUCCGCACAGCCGGCAUCAGGGCCCCCUCGGCCCGCACGUCCUCCUUCGACCCCUGCCUCUACCGGGAGCUGUUACUCGUGCAUCGCUUCCUGCCUUACGAGAUGCUGCUCAUGUGGGAUGCGCUGACCCAGCCCGGCCUCACCUGCGGCAAGCGGCUACACAUCUCCUAGGUGGCACCAGGGCCCCCAGCCUCCAGGCUCCGAUCUCCACCCCCAUGCAAAGGGGCAGCCCCUUCCUCCCCAGAAGUGGAAAUCUUUGUUCCCCGAAGCGGGUCAGGCAGAGGGGAGUGCCAGGGAGGGUUUGAUGAGUGCCCAGGCGAGCUGGCAAACUCCUAGACGUCUUUCCAAACCCAUCCGGUACUUGAUCCCACGUUCCAUCAUCCUCCCUAGACUCUCAGCUGAAGGGACUAUCUCUUUCCGUGGCAGCUAAUUGGAGAAGCCCCUCUGCUAGGGGUUCCAGCUGCUGCUCUGGCAUCAACCGCAUUUGAGUCAAGGUCCAUUUCCCAGCUCCGACCUUCAAGGUCAGUUGGGAGCUCCGAGGUCCAUUUGCAGCUGAAGUGAGCAGUAUUUUUCAGCCUGGGAAAGUUUUGUUCUCAGCCUCUCCCCCGGUCUCCACCCACCUCAGAUGGUAGAAGGGGCCCGAGAAGCCAUGAGUGGGACCUCCCCCUCCCUGCUUGUGGUAUCAGGUGUUCUAAUGGCGGAAGCAUUGGGCAGAGGAGGGAGGCGGCUGUCUGACUCAGGCAGUGCCAGCUCAGAGUUUUCUGGAGUCCCUGACGCGGCCCAGCUCCCACACUUGUGCUCCCCAAGAAUUCAGGGAAUGAUGCUGGGGCCAGAGGGUCUUCACUAGGCCCAAGGUCAGCACACACACUCACCCCAACGCCCAGAGAAGGGAGAGAUUCAGGUCCUUGGGUGUCUCUGAGCUCUGGGGACCCAGAACCGGCCCCCACCCCAGUAUGUCUUUCAGACUGGGGAGAUCCAAGCAAAAUGUUGAUACCCCCCUCCCCCCACAGCCCUGCUGGCUCUGGGCGGGUGUCUGGGGCCCGGGCUUCACAGGCAUUGGAGUGGUGCUUGGGACAUGGGGAUGGGGGGACCUCAGACAGCAGAAUGAUCACUGGGAAGUGGGUAUCAGGGAAUAAAAUGUUUUGUGAAGA